This is a messenger RNA of Nannospalax galili (Upper Galilee mountains blind mole rat), 1197 nucleotides long. Its product is annotated as sentrin-specific protease 2-like. Gene Ontology annotation, biological process: protein desumoylation. The record is from RefSeq and is a predicted model, not a curated record. Lineage: Eukaryota; Metazoa; Chordata; Mammalia; Rodentia; Spalacidae. Gene Ontology annotation, molecular function: deSUMOylase activity. The transcript is spliced from 2 exons. Bases 1 to 1197 code for a protein of 398 amino acids. Gene Ontology annotation, cellular component: nucleus.
AUGUCUUAUGUGGAUAAAACAUCUCUUACUGGAACAAGUGAUCCUUCAGAUAUCAAGGCGACAACACCUCAAGACCACCCACCCAGAGUCCGACAAAACGUUGCAUUUCCUUGGAAACCAGAAGGCUAUACCACGCCAGCUAGCCAUCGUCUUAGCAAAGGCAAUCCAAGUAGUACCUCCAUGUGUCAACCAACACAGUGUGGAAUGGAGAUGAAGCCUGAACAUCCAAGCAAAGGUCAAAAACGGAAAUGCCAGGAAGAGGGUGGGACGGUGAUGGAGUCUGAGGAGUCGGGCAAGGCUCGGAAGAGGAUGAAGCAGGAACAGUGUGAAAUAGAUCUUCCGUGUGAAGAGCCAGAAAAGAGUAGACAGCACUUGGCUCCUGACUUACUGUGGGGAGCUCCAGCCCAAAUCUUUCUGGCUGGAGAUAGCAAUGGCCUACUUACCAACAAAAUGUCAAUACCUGAAACAGAGGAAGAGCCCCUUGCAGACCAGGAAAAGGGCAGAGCAGUGAAUGAUGAUGUCCUUGAUGUUACAGAGGACAUGGAGAAGGAAAUCAGUGAUGCACUAGGCCCAGGGCCACAAGACGAAAUCCUAAGUAGUGCAUUCAAAUUGCAAAUUACUCGAAGAGACAUCCAGACACUGGAGGAUGGUCAAUGGCUCAACGAUGAAGUUAUUAACUUCUACAUGAAUCUUCUAGUGGAAAGAAGUCAAAGUCAAGGCUAUCCAGAACUUCAUGUGUUUAACACUUUUUUUUACCCCAAAUUAAAGUAUGGGGGUUAUAGUUCUGUCAAAAGAUGGACUCGGGGAGUAAAUCUCUUUGCAAAAGAACUGAUUCUGGUACCUAUUCAUCGGAAGGUGCAUUGGAGCCUGGUGGUCAUAGACCUCAGAAAAAAGAGCAUUGUAUACUUGGAUUCAAUGGGACAGAAAGGAGAGAGUAUCUGCAAAAUAAUUUUCCAAUAUUUGCAAAAUGAGAGCAAAACUCGGAGGAAUAUUGAUCUGAACCCUUUGGAGUGGAAGCAAUUUAGCAUGACAGCAGAGGAAAUCCCUCAACAGAUGAACGGGAGUGACUGUGGAAUGUUCACUUGUAAAUAUGCAGAUUAUAUCUCUCGGGAUCAACCUCUAACCUUUUCUCAGCAACACAUGCCUGUCUUCAGGAAGAGGAUGGUAUGGGAGGUGUUGCAUAGGCUCUUGCUGUAA